UCUUUAAUUUUUUGCGGCUCACUUCUUUAGUUGUAUAUAAUUCAUUUGAAAAUUAUGUGAAGAUUAUUAUUUUUAUUUAAUGUUUGUAAAAAUAAGUUCAUAAUGAAGGCUAAUAAUUCGAAUUCAGCAGAAGAGUCUGUAAAAACUCCGUCAAGUAAAUCCAGCAAAAAGUCUACUAAAUCUCGUACAAAAACUUCCAAAUCUGAAACAACCGGUGCGAGUGGCAGCGGUCCUAAAAAUUCUAUCGGUCUUGGUAACAACCAAACAAGCUCUUCAUCGAACAAUAUUAUAACUACACCAACUACGCCUACUACCAGCAAUCCCAGUAAUUUAUUUGAUUCAUCUUUAAAUACCAUUACAAACGGUGGCGGCAUUGGCGUGGAUGUCAGUAGCAAUUCCAGGAAUCAUGUAAAGAGUUAUGCUGGGCUAGAAGGGCGUUCGGUGAAAAUUAUUUGGGAACAACAUGAUCAGAGUGAUUUAGAACUAUCGACAGAAGUAUGUGCUCGUGUCGCUGAAGAUGUCUCCUAUAAACUAUGGGAAUUAGUAAAUAAUAUUAAAACAUAUGCACGCCAUUCUGGCGGCACUGUAACAUACGAUUUGGUAAACGAGGUUUUGGCUGAUGGUGAUGUACCGCCUGCAUUAGGUGCAAUGGACAGCGAAUGGGAUCGCAUUGACUACGACGGCAGUUACUUCUUUUAUUCGGAUAAAAUUAUAGAGCUGAGAGAUGAAUAUCAGAAAGAAGUUACUAUGGAAAUCAUAGAUGGUGCAGAUUAUGAAUGCACCUGGCCCAUGGAUGAAAAGCAAAAUGAACAGAUUAAAAAAUUUAUUCCCAGUUUGAUUAAAGUCGUCUUUUAUGGAAAUGAAGAUGAACUAGAUUUCGCUCUCUCAGAAGUGGCGUUUUCUCCUCUUCUUGGUGCUUGCUAUCGUGUUAUCCUUUCUAAGUUAAUACAAAUAUUGGCAUUUAAACAAAAUGAGGAUAUCAGUCUGCGCUGUUGGCGCCUACUUCGUGCUAGCUCUUGUAAUACACAUUCCCGCCUGCAAAACGUACGUGUGGAAUAUUUUCAUUUAUCGGAGAUACUUAUAUCACAACUGCUUGCCCCAUAUGAGAGCAUAAAAGUACAUCCGAACACGAAAUCCGAGGAGCAAUGCAACAGUGCAAGCAUAAAAACUGAAAUAGAAGAAGUAAAGGCUGAAGAUAAAAUGGAAGUAAAAUCAGAAUUUAUGGACCAGUCCGGUAUAUUUAAUAUCCAAAACACGAAUGAAGAAAAGGUUUAUAAAUUACAAACUGAUGAUGAACAAGAUGGCGAUAUUGAAAUGCGUCCUGAAAUAUCUCCUUAUUUCGCUAGUCCUGUUGAUUGGAAACAUGUUGAUGACUUGUGUGAUACAAUAGGUCAUAUGGCAACUUCGAAUGGUUACUUCCAGAAAGAGUGCAUAUUUCAUAUAACGAGAAGACUACAACGAUUUUUCAAUGGUCGCAGUGUGUCAAUAGAAAGAGAUUUUCGAUACAUAAGCCGUGCUGUGCGUGGUUUGAUUGCAUUGGGUGAGUUCGCUUUUCGUGAAUUCAUACCAUUCAUUUACAAAUUCAACGUAGAUGAUGUACCUGAAAGUUUUUGGAACGACUUUUCGCUUAGCGCUGUGUUUAUUAAAGGACCUGAUGACAUUUUUUUAUACGAAUGGCUAGAAUAUUUAUGUGGAGCAGACAAAUUGCAGCCCUUUUUAUUAUAUUAUGCGCAAUAUUUUGAGAAGUUCUUGACGACACGCUUCCUCCGGCGCAAGCUGGGCACAUUUAAAAUAUAUUCCAAACCUGGGGUACGCCGCUUAGAAUGGAAUGCUCUGGCUGCGGCUAUGUGUCAUGGGGAUGAUCCUAACAAAGCAUUGAAGCCCAAGCCGAAAAUCAAAGAGGUCUUCCCCGAUUUGGUAUCACCUAAUCUACAAUUGAAUCGUGCCGGCAAUAUACGAUUUAAGUUUGCAGGUUGUCGGCCAGUAAUAAUUAAGUCGAAGAUGCCCACAAAUUCUGCAAUUCCGAAGUCGGAAUCAAAGUCUUUAGGAAUUUUAAGUGGACAUAACGAUAUACUUAUAGCCCGACGAAAGUUAUAUAAACCGUUAACGAACGAGCGUCGUAUUAUACCACUCAGUAGUUACUAUUAUGUAAGAAUAUAAAUAUUUUAUUAUUAAGCAAUGUAAUGUUUUAAGUCCCUUAAAUAUUAAAAACAAAACUUUUCUCUGGGAGAAUGUUUUAAACAAUGUAAA
This is a messenger RNA of Bactrocera neohumeralis, 2250 nucleotides long. RefSeq lists its product as uncharacterized. Gene Ontology annotation, biological process: transcription initiation at RNA polymerase II promoter; RNA polymerase II preinitiation complex assembly. Gene Ontology annotation, cellular component: SLIK (SAGA-like) complex; transcription factor TFIID complex; SAGA complex. The record is from RefSeq and is a predicted model, not a curated record. The transcript has 8 exons. The coding region runs from base 103 to 2160 and encodes 685 amino acids. NCBI's taxonomy places the organism in Eukaryota, Metazoa, Arthropoda, Insecta, Diptera, Tephritidae. Gene Ontology annotation, molecular function: protein heterodimerization activity; RNA polymerase II general transcription initiation factor activity; transcription coactivator activity.